This is a messenger RNA of Nannospalax galili (Upper Galilee mountains blind mole rat), 3148 nucleotides long. It is a transcript of the gene Ikbke, whose product is annotated as inhibitor of nuclear factor kappa B kinase subunit epsilon. The record is from RefSeq and is a predicted model, not a curated record. The coding region runs from base 271 to 2415 and encodes 714 amino acids. NCBI's taxonomy places the organism in Eukaryota, Metazoa, Chordata, Mammalia, Rodentia, Spalacidae. Gene Ontology annotation, molecular function: ATP binding; protein serine/threonine kinase activity. Gene Ontology annotation, biological process: peptidyl-serine phosphorylation. The transcript is spliced from 21 exons. Gene Ontology annotation, cellular component: cytoplasm.
GUAAGUUAGAGCUAAGAGACUGGGUUCUGCUGGGUUGAGUAUCAAAACUAGCAGACAGGCAGGGAAAAAACUCUCUCUAAUCCUAGCUCCCAGAGAAGCACAAGGGCAUUGCAACCAGCUUUGCCUAUGGGUCCUGGGCACCCAGGGCUACCACGAUGUCCUGGGCACCACCCAGGAAUUACUGCAAGGCCUGAAAUUCCUGGGGUUGCCACCCAGUCCCACAAGUCUGCAUUCCCUGGGAGAUGGGGUGGAAGGUAGCUAGCCCAGGAGAUGCAGAGCACAGCUAAUUACCUGUGGCACACAGACGACCUGCUUGGGCAGGGGGCCACUGCUACUGUGUACAAGGCCCGAAACAAGAAAUCUGGAGAGGUGGUUGCUGUAAAGGUCUUCAACACAGCGAGCUACCGGCGACCCCAGGAGGUACAAGUGAGAGAAUUUGAGGUCCUGCGGAAGUUGAACCACGAGAACAUUGUCAGGCUCUUCGCAGUGGAAGAGAUGGGAGGCAGUGGGCAGAAGGUGCUAGUGAUGGAGUACUGCCCAAGUGGGAGCCUGCUGAGCGUGUUGGAGGAUCCUGAGAACACAUUUGGGCUGCCGGAGCAGGAGUUCCUGGUGGUACUGCACUGCGUAGUUGCUGGCAUGAAUCACCUACGGGAGAAUGGCAUAGUCCACCGGGACAUCAAGCCUGGGAACAUUAUGCGUCUCAUAGGGGAGGAGGGGCAGAGCAUCUACAAGCUGUCUGACUUCGGGGCUGCCCGGGAGCUGGAUGACGAUGAGAAGUUUGUUUCUGUCUAUGGAACAGAGGAGUACUUGCACCCUGACAUGUAUGAGCGGGCAGUUCUUCGCAAACCCCAGAAAAAGGCGUUCGGGGUGACUGUGGAUCUCUGGAGUAUUGGGGUGACCCUGUACCAUGCAGCCACCGGUAGUCUGCCCUUUGUCCCCUUUGGUGGGCCACGACGCAACAAGGAGAUCAUGUUUCGAAUCACCACAGAGAAGCCAGCUAGGGCCAUUUCGGGCACUCAGAGACAGGAAAAUGGGCCCUUGGAGUGGAGUUACAGCCUCCCCAUCACCUGCCGGCUGUCCAUGGGGCUGCAGAACCAGCUGGUGCCCAUCCUGGCCAACAUCCUGGAGGUCCAACAGGCCAAAUGCUGGGGCUUUGACCAGUUCUUUGCGGAGACCAGUGACAUCCUGCAGCGAGUUGUUGUCCACGUCCUCUCCCUAUCUGGAGCAGUCCUGCACCAUAUCUACAUCCAUGCCCAUAACACGAUCGCCAUCUUUUUGGAGGCUGUAUAUGAGCAGACCAGUGUGGCCCCCAAACACCAGGAGUACCUCUUUGAGGGUCAUCUUUGUGUCCUGGAACCAAACCUCUCAGCACAGCAUAUUGCCCGCACAACUGCCAGGAGUCCUCUGAUCCUGUUCAGCAUGGCCAAGGAGACACCCACAGGGUUGUCCUUCAGGAACCCUGCUCUGGAUGUCCCAAAAUUCAUCCCCAAGGUGGACCUGCAGGCAGAUUACAGCACAGCUAAGGGGGUCCUAGGAGCAGGUUACCAGGCCCUGUGGCUGGCACAAGUCCUUCUGGAUGGGCAGGAGCUGAUGCUUCGAGGGUUACACUGGGUCCUGGAGGUCCUUCAGAACACGUGCCAGCAGACACUGGAAGUCACACAGACAGCCCUCCUCUUCCUCAGUAGCAGCCUGGACACUAAGAGGUUCAGCAGUGGGCCUGGCAUGCCUGAGUUCCAGGAACUAAAGGGGGCCACAGAACUGAGGUCCAAGCUACGAGCUUUAGCAGAAGUACUCUCUAGAUGUUCCGGAAAUAUCAUAGAGACCCAAAUGAGCCUGCGCUGCCUGAGCUCAGAGCUUUCGAAGAACCGGGAUCAAGUCCUUAAAGACAGAAGUAUUCAGCAGAUUCAGCAUUGUUUGGACAAGAUGCACUUAAUCUACAAACAGUUCAAGAAAUCUAGGAUGAAGGCAGGACUCAGCUACAAUGAGGAGCAGAUCCACAAGCUAGAUAAGGUGAAUUUUAGUCAUUUAGCCAAGAGGCUGCUGCAGGUGUUCCAGGAGCAGUGUGUGCAGAAGUAUCAGGCGUCGCUGGUCACACACAGAAAGCGUAUAAGGGAGGUGCAGAAGACCCGGAACCACAUGCAUCUCAUUGGUGGUUCUGUGGCUACCUGUAACACAGAAGCCCAGGAAACCCAGGAGAGCCUGAGCAAGAUUUUUGAUCAGCUCCUUCAGGACAGAACACAGGAGGCUCAGGCCUCACCAUACCCCAUGACUCCUCAUCCCAGCCCUGCGCUGAAGGACCUGGUGCCCCACAUGCAGGAGCUUUGUAAUGAGAUGAAGCUGCUGGCCUUUGAUCUCCAAGACAACAACCGCCUCAUCGAACGGUUAAGUAGAGUCCCACCAGCACCUGAUGUCUGAGCUCCGUGGAGUGCACGUGGCAUACAGAAGCAUUAGAAUCAUUCACACUGUUCUCCUGCACUGAGACUGAACCCAGGGCAAGCUCUGGUCCCAUUUCAUCAUCCUACCUCCCUCUUGGCCAUUGGCCAGAAAAAUAGCAUUACUUUGACUGCCUGUGCCCUUGGAAAGCAGCAUAGCUGGGACAGGAGCUGCUGGCCAUCUUGGUCAGUACCCAUAGGAGAGUCCAUAGCUGUUACCACCUUAUCUAAGCUCCAAGACUGCUCUUCCUCACCUAGUUCUGGAAAUCUGAACUGGGGCAGGCCAUGGGGAAAAAAGACUUAGCCCUCCCACCUCUCUAUAUGUGCCAGGGACCAGCAGGGAAGGCCACUUGGGUCUCCCCCAGGGUGUUGGAUCAGAAGACCUAAUCUCAGUCAUCUUUCUAAAGGUUUCCAAUUGAAGGAAGCCCCUUCCCAUGUUUCCUGAGUGUCACCACACUUGGCCACAGGCAACCAAGAACCGGACCGUCCUUCUGUUCUUGGUCUGAAUGAGCCUGUGGUUGAGAAAAGAGGUGGUUGAGGACGAAUGCCAGUGUUUGGGGAAUCCUUCCUCUGCCUUCCAUCCCUGAGGCACCCCUCAGUUCUGAGAUGCAGCUGGUCAGUGUCAAGAGGUAGCCAUACAACUGGAACCCAGAGCCCUAAAAAAGAGAACAGCCCUGCACAUUUAAGAAAUGAAAUAAACAUGCCCCCUUUUCCGA